Purpureocillium lilacinum is the source of this 1530-nucleotide messenger RNA. RefSeq lists its product as uncharacterized. NCBI's taxonomy places the organism in Eukaryota, Fungi, Ascomycota, Sordariomycetes, Hypocreales, Ophiocordycipitaceae. Gene Ontology annotation, biological process: transmembrane transport. The record is from RefSeq and is a predicted model, not a curated record. Gene Ontology annotation, cellular component: membrane. Gene Ontology annotation, molecular function: transmembrane transporter activity.
AUGGCGCUGGGAAGCUUCAUCAAGAGCGCGAGCGCCGACGGCAGCGGCAGCGGCAACCGGGCCAGCACCGAUGCCAUGGGUAGCGGCGGACGCUUCUGGGGUGGCAGCGGCAAGAAGAAGCUGGGCUCAAACGACUUCACCAUGCGCGAGCGCACCGUCGGCGAGGAGCGCGAGGGCAGCGUCACCAACGGCACGUCGACCGAGUACCGCACCUACAAGCGACGCUGGUUCGGCCUCGUCCAGCUGACCCUCAUGAACAUUGUUGUCUCCUGGGACUGGCUCACCUUCGCCCCCGUCGCCGACAACGCGGCCACCUACUACAACGUCUCCAAGUCCACCAUCAACUGGAUCAGCACCGCCUUCUUCCUCGCCUUCGUCGCCAUCUUCCCCCUCACCAUCGCCGUCCUGCACCGCGGGCCCAAGCUGGCUUUCAUGGUUGCCGCCGUCCUCAUCCUCGUCGGCAACUGGGUGCGCUAUGCCGGUUCCACGAGCACCUCGGGCGGCCACAUCGCCCACGUCAUGGCCGGCGAGAUCCUCAUCGGCUUCGCCCAGCCCUUCAUUCUCGCCGCCCCGACCCGCUACUCUGACCUGUGGUUCACCAACCGUGGCCGCGUCGCGGCCACCGCCGUCACCAGCCUUGCGAACCCCCUGGGCGGCGCCCUGGGCCAGCUCAUCAACCCGCUCUGGGUCAAAGGGCCCGGGGACAUCUCCAAGAUGGUCCUCUACGUCUCCAUCAUUUCGACCGUCUGCAGCGUCCCGGCCUUCUUCGUCCCCGCCGCGCCGCCCACCCCCGUCGGCCCCUCGGCCGAGACGCCCAAGCUCCGCCUCCGCGAGUCCGUUGGCGUCGUGACGCGCUCGCCCGAGCUCUGGCUCGUCCUCGUCCCCUUCUUCAUCUUCGUCGGCUUCUUCAACUCCAUCUCGUCGCUCCUCAACCAGAUGAUGGUGCCCUACGGCUUCACCGACGACGAGGCCGGCAUCGGCGGCGCCGUUCUCAUCCUCGUCGGCCUCGUCGCCGCCGCCAUCUCCUCGCCCAUCCUCGACCGCACAAAGGCCUUCCUCCUCGCCCUCAAGCUUUUCAUCCCCGUCAUCGGCCUCUGCUACCUCGUCUUCAUCUGGAUGCCCGAGACGCGCUCUAUCGCGGGACCCUACGUCGUCCUCGCGGCUCUCGGCGCCUCCUCCUUCGCCCUCGUCCCCGUCGCCCUCGAAUUCCUCAUCGAGCUCAGCCACCCACUCAGCCCCGAGGUCACCUCCACCACCGCCUGGGCCGGCGGCCAGCUCUUUGGCGCCAUCUUCGUCAUCGUCAGCGACGCUCUCACCGACGGCGACGACGCCGACCCGCCCCGCAACAUGAAGCGCGCCCUUAUCUUCCAGGCCGUUAUUGCCCUCGUCGUCUGCCCCCUACCCCUCGCCCUCGGCCUGUUUGGUCGCCGCGACAAGGUCGUUCUGCGCCGCGUCCGCUCCGACGAGCAGGGCAGAGAGGGCCACGUCGUCUCCGCCGCCACCGCAGCGACGACACAAGAGCAGGCGUAG